Molecule: messenger RNA, 2550 nt
Organism: Purpureocillium lilacinum
Lineage: Eukaryota; Fungi; Ascomycota; Sordariomycetes; Hypocreales; Ophiocordycipitaceae
Source: RefSeq, a predicted model, not a curated record
AUGGAAGACGCGAUGCCCACCUCGAAGGACCUACGGGUCGGCAUCGAUUUCGGCACAAGUGGCAUCCGAGUUGCCAUCGGGAGAGCCGAUGAAGCUGACUCGACGUCCGUUCCGAUGCGGGAGCUCUUCAACUCGGAGGGCCAGCUUGUGCCGUCCACCAAAUUUCCCUCUGCGGUGCAGUUUGGGCCGGGCCUUGGGCAAUACAAACUCCUUGGAAAUCGGGCCGCCAACGAGCAGUCCAUAUGGGAUGUCCUCACAACCUCGUCUGGUGCCAAACUCUCGUUAGACCCUACGCAGUCCAAAGCAGGCGAUGCAGCUCAUUUCUUGGAACUCUGCAAGGAAUACAAAGUCGAUCCGGACCAAGUGCGGCUGCAAUUGCUGGGCGUUGUCAAGGAAAAGGUCGACGCUUUCUUGGCCGCUGAGUACCCUACCGAUAGCGACCCUUGGGAACGAGUCGUUAGCACGCGAAUCAACAUUCCGUAUAUUUGGUCAUCGGCAUCGGAAGAUGCGUCAUACUCUCACGGGGACUACUCUCACGGGGAUGCCAUACAGCGCCAACUACUGCACAUGAUAGAGAAGGUGGGGUUCCCGAACGUCGUCACGCCCGAAAAUGAGGCUAUGAGCGCCUUGCGAUACCACAUUCAAGGGAGCAAGGAGCUGCUAGGCGUUUUGGGGAAGUCGAAUGUCAGGGCAUUGUUCAUAGACGCAGGCGAGGGCACUACUGACAUGGCACCCGUCGAGCUGUUUCUCGUCGAAGGCACGUGCCGAGGAAUCGAGAUCGCCAAAGCAGAAGGUUGUAGUGGCGGCACAAGCUACAUCUGGAAUAGACUGGCCGAACUCUGCCGGACAAGGUGUGCGAAUGAUCGAGACGCUGCGGCAAUGUAUCACCUUGCCCAACUACACUUUUUCAAGAUGGGCGAGAGGUUUGAACCCUUUGCUCACAGUGGCUCGAUCAUAUCGAAAGAAUUCUUCGAGCAGAUAACGGAACGUGCCUACAAAGGUCCGCUGGACUUGGCGGUGAAAGAAGCAUCGCAAAUCGAGAAUCUAGACCUGAUCAUGGUCAGCGGCGCGGCUUUCACCAACAAGAGCAUCAGACGUCUCUGGCGGGAGCGCUUAGAGUCAGAGACCGAAAGGCAGUCGGGAGACGCUGCAACCCACACAGCGCCAAAAAUCGUGUUCUUGAAGCCCAACGACGCAAGUGAUGCAGUCGCGAAGGGUGCCUGUCUGCCGUAUGACGAUGAUCCAAUAAAAGAGUUCCACAAGUCUUGCUUCGGCAUUCUCAUUGACAGUCGCCGGGCGGUUUUGGGCCGUGGACGACGAAAGCGGCCUACGGGGAGGCCACGAAGACCGAAGUCUCGCACAUUGCUCCAGUUCAAGAGGGCGAGCUCAUACGACUUUGAACCCGAGUUCCAAACUGUUUGCGUACAGGACCCCAAGGAAUUCCUGGUUGAGCCUCAUUAUCUCAUGAUCGAACCGAUGGAUCUUGAUGACGAAAACCAAGACGAGACGACUACCACGGAGUGGGAUGCUACGUCUGCUCUGCCUAUGGGCAACUUGCAGUUUAAUCUGCAGGGCAAAGUUGGGCGAGACAAAGCAGUCGGGGUGCGGUUCCGAUGGAGACCGGAUUUCAGCAAUCUAGUCUUGCUCGAGCUUGCGGCUGGCAGUUGGCGCGUGACGCAACAGCUCCAGCUGGUUCGCGAUAUGGACAGAGUGUACUUCAUUGAGCGUGAAGUCAAAGAGUGGGAAGAGGAUGUUGAGCUGGGUUCACACACAAAUCAUGACGAAGUGGCACGCAACCCGAGAGAAAUACACGGAGGCUCUGAUGGAAACACCAGCCCCUUAGCGGAAGUCGAAGCAGGGCCGGACGACGUCGCGGACGAUGGGGCGGCGCGUCAUACCGAAGCGACCGGGGAGAACGGUGUUGCCAUUGCUGGCGGCGAGGAGGUGUCUCCACCCAACACUGUGACCAUGGAACUCCCGCGCCGUGGGCGAAAGAGGUCUGCGAGGGCUGUCUCGGGGAGCUCCCAUGCCGCAGAAGAUGGCGCCACCGCAGCCCAAGUUGCAGACCAUGAUCUGCCCGAACGUACUCCCGAAGAAGUAGCGUCAGAAUCUCAGCGCGACCGUGCAGGGACAGGUACUGUCGAGGAAGUGGGCAGCCAUACCGCAGGAACCCAAGGCGGACUUGAUCUCGCCGUGGAUGAAAAUCAUGAGGAGCGCAACGAUAGGGAUACAACCCAGAACGCAACACAGAGCACACCGCCCUCACAAGAGGUAGUGGUCGAGCUUGACCCUUCGGCUCUCGGUAGUCCGAGCGGCGAAGCCGCAAGGACGCUUCGCGUGUCAAGACGCACUGCCACCAUUUUCUUCGGCAGCAUUUACGGAUUCAACGCCGUCAACGGCGCACGACGCACAAUCGGCGCCGUGGAUUGGCCAGAAGCCGUCCCCAACGGUGCUGCCGUCAAGGCAGGACCUACUCUUAACCUGCACACCCACCACGUCGACGACCGCAGCUCCCCCUUCGCCACCAGUCACGCCAAGGCCGAUACAUGA